CCCGAGGCCUAGCUGGCGCGGGUACGCACCGACUUGCCAACGAGACAAGGCACUGAGGCGCUAAGCCGACGGCAACGUGUGGCGUCACGUGACGCGGAGCGGGCCUCUAGCGCGUGCUUACGCACAGCCCAAGGGGCCGCUGACGGGCGAGUUCGCUCCUGCGGAGCCGAAGACGGAGGCCGGACCAACAGGGGCUGCGGGGGCCUCGGCGUCCGACGAAGGGGCAGGGCGGGGCCAGCUCCGGGACCGGGGCUACCACACAAGAGCGAGCGCCUGGGCCCGAGGGGAGCGAUGCUGUGGUUCCAGGGCGCCAUUCCGGCCGCCAUCGCGUCGGCCAAGAGGAGCGGCUCCGUCUUCGUGGUGUUCGUGGCAGGUGAAGAUGAGCAGUCUACACAGAUGGCUGCAAGUUGGGAAGAUGAGAAAGUAACAGAAGCAUCUUCAAACAGUUUUGUUGCUAUUAAAAUUGAUACCAAAAGUGAAGCCUGCCUACAAUUUUCACAAAUCUAUCCUGUAGUGUGUGUUCCAUCCAGUUUCUUUAUUGGAGACAGUGGAAUUCCCUUGGAAGUAAUAGCAGGAAGUGUUUCUGCAGAUGAACUUGUUACGAGAAUUCACAAAGUCCGACAGAUGCACUCACUAAAAGGUGAGACAUCAGUGGCAAAUGGCAGCCAGUCAGAAAGUUCAGUGUCUACUCCGUCUGCCUCAUUUGAACAUAACACUUCUGAAAAUUCUCAGUCCAGAAAUGUAGAGCUUUGUGAGACACCAUCUACUACUGAUACAAAGUCAGAUGCUGCAACAGGAGGAGAAAAUUCAGGCCCUGCCACUCCCUGUCAGGAGCCUAGUGGAUGUUCAAAUCAGAGACCUGCAGAGGACCUCACCGCCAAAGUGGAAAGACUAACAAAAAAACUUGAAGAAAAGAGAGAAGAGAAAAGGAAAGAGGAAGAACAGAGAGAGAUUAAGAAGGAAAUUGAGAGGAGAAAAACUGGAAAAGAAAUGUUGGAUUUUAAAAGAAAACAAGAAGAAGAAUUAACAAAAAGAAUGUUAGAGGAAAGAAACAGAGAAAAGGCAGAGGAUAGGGCAGCUCGAGAGCGUAUAAAACAGCAGAUUGCAUUGGACCGUGCAGAGAGAGCUGCUCGCUUUGCAAAGACAAAGGAAGAAGUAGAGGCAGCCAAAGCUGCUGCCUUGCUGGCCAAACAGGCAGAGAUGGAAGUCAAGAGGGAAACUUACGCAAGAGAGAGAAGCACUAUUACAAGAAUUCAAUUCCGUCUUCCUGAUGGUUCUUCUUUUACAAGUCAGUUCCCUUCUGAUGCUCGUCUAGAAGAAGCCAGGCAGUUUGCUGCACAGAGUGUUGGCAACAUUUACGGUAAUUUUUCACUAGCAACUAUGUUUCCCAGGAGGGAGUUUACAAAAGAAGACUAUAAAAAGAAAUUACUGGAUUUGGAACUUGCCCCAAGUGCUUCAGUGGUACUGUUGCCUGCAGGAAGACCAACUACAUCCAUCAUACACUCUUCCAGUGGAGACAUUUGGACACUGUUGGGGACAGUACUUUACCCAUUCCUUGCCAUCUGGAGGUUGAUUAGCAAUUUUUUAUUUAGUAGUCCUCCUCCUGCGCAGUCCUCCGUGAGAGCAACAUCGUCAGAACUUUCAAACCCUGGAUCAUCUAGCAAAUCAGAAAAAAGGGAAUCGGUCAGAAAAAGAGUGCUGGAAAAACGUGGGGAAGACUUUAAAAAGGACGGGAAGAUAUAUCGAUUGAGAACUCAAGAUGAUGGUGAAGAUGAAAAUAACACUUGGAAUGGAAAUUCUACUCAGCAGAUGUAGUGUGACAAGUAUAAUAUGUGCAAUAAUCAUUGCUUCUCUCAUGAUUUAAUUCAACCAAAAUUCUACUGGAGAAGUACUGCUUUCUUUACAUUUUUCAACUGAUCUGAGUUUCUCUGUAUUCCUGCUGGGUGGGUGUGGGUUCAAGUUGUUUAAGUCAGAAAAUUCAAGACAUAAAAUAACUAGCUGCUAGGUCCUUGCAUACAGUAACCAACUGCUAGAAGGCUAAAAAAAUCAGAAGUUCUGCCACAGCUCCCUCCAUUAGCUUCUCAUUCAGUAUUUCAUGUACCCAUUAGCUCUGUGCUCUCAGAAGACCAGUUUUGUUUAGGGCCAUUUUGCUCCAAGACUCUUAACUUACACAGAGUAACUGGUAUGUCACUGAGUAAUAUGACUCUGAGUCGGGGCAUUUUAACUAGCCAUUCAUAUGACAAUUUAUGUUUAACUUUUCUCACUGCAAGCAAAAUCUUGUAGUUUUUAAUCUUACUUAAACACUGAAUAAAAAAUCUUUUCCAAAAACUGGAAUGAUAUUUUUGCUUCAAGUUUUCUUAUCCUAGCAUCUUUUUGUUACACAGGGCUCUGUUGAGGUCAUGUGUCUCUGAUUUUCUUCCCCAGUACUUAAAUAUCACUGAAGAAAGAAAUUUUCUGACACACAUGCCACAUUACUCUCUCUCCUCAAUCAGUGAGCAUCAUUUUGUUUGUAUAACAUUUUGGUCUUUGUUCUCAUCAGAUGCAAAACAGCUGCGAGCCCAGAACCUAGUUUUCUUUCUCACCCUUAUGCUAAAAUUGUGUCCUUAAUACUCACAAUUAAAGGACCUGAAGAUCCUGUAGUGUAGGACAAGAAGUAUAGAAUAAAGACAUGGCUUUAGUCACUUGGUUAUUCUUUAGAAUUUGAAAGAGAUUCUUAAUCUUACUUACCUGCUACUUUAUCCAUGUGUUUUUGGUAGUGGAGACCACUAAACUAAUGAUGUUUGGAAAAGGGAGUGAGCUCGACAGUUCCUCUGUUUUAGAUUGGAAGACAUUACUCUUGAGUGAACAUAUCAAAAGACUUGUACUUUAUUUUGUAAUGAAAGGAACAGCAUUUCUUGGAGCAAACUUUGUUUUUCACCUAUGAAAUCACAGUGACUUUAAAAAAUGAUAAUAGCGUUGGCAAGGAAACACUGAGACAGGCUACACUGUUGGUAGGAGUGAAAACCUGUGUAAUCUUUCUGAAAAAUAUUCUUUUCCAGAAACAUUAAAUAUUUUAGACUUGCUGA
Messenger RNA from Cynocephalus volans (Philippine flying lemur), 3065 nucleotides. RefSeq names its product UBX domain protein 4 (gene UBXN4). Lineage: Eukaryota; Metazoa; Chordata; Mammalia; Dermoptera; Cynocephalidae. The record is from RefSeq and is a predicted model, not a curated record. The transcript is spliced from 13 exons. The coding region runs from base 292 to 1815 and encodes 507 amino acids. Gene Ontology annotation, cellular component: endoplasmic reticulum. Gene Ontology annotation, molecular function: protein binding.